CAUAAAACUUGGGGGACUCUGGGAUACCAGCCUCCCGCUCCCUCCCAGUUCACCCCAAAAUGGGUCCCAGGAACAUCGCCUUCCUGUUUCUUUUAUUCCUUAACACAGGGCGGGGAGAACUCCUUGAUGACUAUGAGAGUACAAAGGGAGCUUGGCUCCAAAGUCAGCUGAGCAAGCAAUAUACGGUGACUGGGGAGGAAGAAUGCGCAAAGAAAUGUGAUGAAGAAACCGCUUUUCAGUGCAGGUCCUUCCAGAUCAAAAGUGAAGACCAGCAAUGUGAAACAAUGGCUGAAAACCACAGGACUUCAACCAUCAUCAGGAAGAGAGAUGUCAUUUUGUAUGAGAAAAAAAUAUAUCUUUCAGAGUGUAAAAUCGGCAAUGGCGAAAGCUACCGAGGAACCGUGUCGAAGACCAAGGCUGGUGUCACCUGUCAGAAGUGGACUGCUCUCUCGCCUCACGUACCUAAGUAUUCACCUACUCUUUACCCCUACAAAGGGCUCGAGGAAAACUACUGCAGAAAUCCGGACCUCGAUUCUCAGGGACCGUGGUGUUAUACCACAGAUCCUGAAAAGAGAUAUGAUUACUGCGACAUUCCAGAAUGUGAAGAGGAGUGCAUGCACUGCAGUGGCGAAAAUUACCAAGGUAAAAUCUCUACCACCAAGUCUGGGUACAAGUGCCAAGCCUGGAAUUCUCAGCUGCCGCAUUCUCACGGAUACAUACCUCACAAGUUUCCCAACAAGAACCUGAAGAUGAAUUACUGCCGGAAUCCUGACGGGGAGCCUCGCCCAUGGUGUUUCACCACCAGUGAGAACAAGCGCUGGGAUUUCUGUGACAUUCCCCGCUGCACUACCCCACCUCCACACCCUGGCCGGACGUACCAGUGCCUGGUCGGGAAAGGAGACACGUACAGAGGAAAAAUAGCCGUCACGGCUUCUGGAAAGACCUGUCAACGCUGGAGUGAGCAGACUCCCCACAAGCAUUCCAGGACCCCGGAAAACUUCCCCUGCAAGGGUUUGGAAGAAAACUACUGCCGUAACCCGGACGGAGAGUCUGCCCCUUGGUGCUAUACCACGGACAGUGACGUGCGCAUGGAGCACUGCAAUGUGCCUCGCUGCGGAGCCCAGGCCCCCACGGAACAGCCAGCAGUUUUGCCCGAGGAGACGCCGGUGGUCGAAGAAUGCUACCAGGGUGAUGGAAAGAAUUACCGCGGAAUGUCUUCCACCACCAUUUCCGGAAGGAAGUGCCAAGCUUGGUGGUCUAUGAGGCCUCACUACCACAAUAAGACGCCAAUACUGUAUCCAGAUGCGGAUCUGAGAAUGAACUACUGCAGAAAUCCAGAUGGUGAUGAUCACCCCUGGUGCUAUACCACAGAUCCCAGUGUCAGGUGGGAAUACUGUAAUCUGAAGAAGUGUCCAGCACAAGGACAGAAUCCCCAGAGCCCCGAGGAUGGGAGUGCCCCCUCCCAACCAGAGCCGCCCGCCUACGAGUGCGGAAAACCCAAGGUAGAGCCAAAGAAAUGUGGUGGCAGAAUCGUCGGAGGGUGCGUGGCACAUCCGCACUCCUGGCCCUGGCAAAUCAGUCUCAGAAAAAGGUAUUAUCCUUCCUGGGUUCACUUCUGUGGAGGCACGCUGAUUGACCCCAGCUGGGUACUUACUGCUGCUCACUGCCUUCAACACUCGCCGAGGCCGGCCUCCUACCAGGUCUACCUAGGCCUGCACAAGGAAAAUGGAGAAAGUUACACACAGAAAAUCGACUUGGAAAAACUGUUUAAGGGACCUAAUGGAGCAGAUAUUGCCUUGCUGAAGCUGAGCAGACCUGCUGAGCUCAACGAUAAAGUAAUCCCCGCCUGUUUGCCUUCUGAGCAUUCUCCACUGGCAGACAAAACAGUAUGCUACAUUACUGGUUGGGGUGAAACUAAAGGCACUUCUGGAGUUGGUGUGCUAAAGGAAGCCAGCCUGCCAGUUAUUGAGAAUAAGGUGUGCAACAGUCGUUCGUACUUGAGAAAUCUCGUUAAACCUUCGGAGAUUUGCGCUGGCCAUUUUGAAGGAGGUACUGAUAGCUGUCAGGGUGAUAGCGGAGGGCCGCUCGUUUGCUUCGACAAAGACAGAUACAUCAUACAAGGAGUCACCUCCUGGGGUGUCGGGUGUGCCCUGCCCAACAGACCGGGGGUUUACGUUCGUGUAGCCUGGUAUCGCCAAUGGAUUCAAGAAACAAUGAAACUUAACUGAUCAGAUGGACGAGAGAGAGAGAUGGAGAGAUGGAGAGAGAGAAAGCACAACUGAUUGGUUCUACCUACCCGCACAGAGGAUGACGUUCUAGUGUGCGCCGACAUAAUCUGCAGUGAUCAACCAAAGACGCGGGAUGUUAUCAGCAGCCUCCAGUGACGAUACCUCAGAUGAUCCGGGGGAAGGAAGUCAAUGGGGUCCAUUUGGUUGUGCAACUGUGGUUCUGUUGUAUGUACUGCUGGAUGCUGAUUUGUUGAAAAUGAAUUCUCCUUACCUCCACAUGACCAAAAUCAUCCGUAACUCAUAAUUAGAGAAUAAAAAACAAUUCUUAAAUGCUGA
Molecule: messenger RNA, 2564 nt
Organism: Tachyglossus aculeatus (Australian echidna)
Lineage: Eukaryota; Metazoa; Chordata; Mammalia; Monotremata; Tachyglossidae
Product: plasminogen-like
Exons: 17
Coding region: 60-2228 (722 amino acids)
Biological process (GO): proteolysis
Cellular component (GO): extrinsic component of plasma membrane
Molecular function (GO): serine-type endopeptidase activity; signaling receptor binding
Source: RefSeq, a predicted model, not a curated record